AUGAAGUCGAUCAUGCCUGUAGAUAUUGGGCUGCUGGUCGAUGAUGGUUAUGGCCACCGGUUUUUAUAUCAACUUUCAGCUUUUGCUCUCGAUCUACUUGAAAUUCACGACCAUCAAUUUCUACAUUGCUUUGCAAAUGAUGGAACAAAGAUUACUAGAAUGAGCCAGACGGAGGUUUCUAAAAUGAAGCAGAAGCAACUACCUGUUCCACUUGGGACUCUGAUUUGCCGUGAGCUGAGGAAUGAGAAGGUGAUGAAACCCAAUGUAAAGUUUGGGCAGGCUGCUCUGGCUAAGAAAGGGGAGGACUUAUUUUUCAUCAAAUCUGAUUGCCAAAGGGUUCCUGGCAAUCCAUCAGCAUCAUUUUCAGUUUUUGCGAUUUUUGAUGGGCAUAAUGGUAUAUCGGCUGCUAUCUUUGCAAAAGAGAAUUUAUUGAACAACGUAUUGAGUGCAAUUCCUCAAGGGCUUGAUAGGGAAGCAUGGCUUCAAGCCUUGCCUCGGGCAUUAGUUGCUGGGUUUGUGAAAACUGAUAUAGAGUUUCAGCAAAGAGGUGAGAAUUCUGGAACAACAGUUACAUUUGUUGUGGUUGAUGACUGGACUGUGACUGUUGCAUCCGUUGGAGAUUCUCGGUGCAUAUUGGACACACAGGGGGGUAUUGUUUCACUCUUGACGGUUGACCAUCGUCUGGAAGAGAAUGCAGAAGAACGGGAGCGGGUAACUGCAAGUGGUGGUGAAGUAGGGAGGCUCAAUGUUUAUGGGGGCAAUGGGGUUGGGCCACUACGUUGCUGGCCUGGUGGGCUGUGCCUUUCGAGGUCAAUUGGUGACACAGAUGUUGGGGAGUUCAUCGUCCCAGUACCUCAUGUUAAGCAAGUGAAGCUUUCAAAUGCUGGGGGAAGACUUAUAAUUGCUUCUGACGGUAUAUGGGAUGCUUUAUCAUCUGAUAUGGCUGCCCAAUCUUGUCGAGGUUUACCUGCUGAACUUGCUGCAAAGGUGGUUGUUAAGGAAGCACUGAGGUCACGGGGUUUGAAGGAUGAUACAACUUGCUUGGUUGUUGAUAUUAUUCCUCAUGACCAUCUAAUUUUGCCCCAAACGCCUAAAAAGAAACAAAAUUUGCUCAACCCAUUGCUUAUCUUUGGAAAGCGAUCUCAAUAUUCUACUAAAGGAGCUAAUAAACCAUCUGCUGUUGGAGUUGUGGAGGAAUUGUUUGAAGAGGGAUCUGCUAUGCUUGCGGAGAGGCUGGGUAAGGAUUUUCCUCUCGACUCUAAUUCCGGGCUCUUUAGAUGUGCUAUUUGCCAAGCAGAUCAACCAUCAAGUGAGGGUUUAUCUGUCAACUCAGGCCCAGUUUUCUCGCCUGUAUCAAAGCCAUGGGAAGGUCCUUUCCUCUGUGAAAGUUGUCGUAGGAAGAAAGAUGCCAUGGAAGGAAAGAGACCAAUAGGACAUGCAAUAACUGCAUAA
Molecule: messenger RNA, 1452 nt
Organism: Fraxinus pennsylvanica
Lineage: Eukaryota; Viridiplantae; Streptophyta; Magnoliopsida; Lamiales; Oleaceae
Source: the annotation of a GenBank genome assembly